AUGGAGGCCGUCGGCGCGCUGCUGGCCGGCUGCCCGGUCGCCGGCCUGGCCGGGGGGCUGGGGGUCACCGUCUGCGCUGCCGCCGGGCUGCUGCUCUACAAGAUCGCGCGGAGGAAGAAGCCCACACACAUGACUGUGAACUGCUGGUUCUGUAACCAGGACACGGUGGUGCCGUACGGGAAUCGCAACUGCUGGGACUGUCCCUACUGUGAACAAUACAAUGGCUUCCAAGAGAACGGCGACUACAACAAGCCCAUUCCUGCCCAGUACAUGGAGCACCUAAACCAUGUCGUGUCAGGCGCCACCACCUUUUGCGACCCCACCAAGCCACAGCAGUGGGUGAGCAGCCAGAUCUUGCUGUGCAAGAAAUGCAACAACCACCAGACCAUGAAGAUCAAGCAGCUGGCGUCCUUCGCACCCAGGGAGGAGGGUAAAUAUGACGAGGAGAUCGAGGUAUAUAAGCACCACUUGGAGCAGACCUACAAGCUGUGCCGCCCGUGCCAGGCCGCUGUGGAAUAUUACAUCAAGCACCAGAACCGGCAGCUCCGGGCGCUGCUGCUGAGCCACCACUUCAAACGCCGGGAGACCGACAAGCCCUAUAUGCAGAGCUUUUGCUCCUCCUCUUCCUCCUCCUCCAUGAGCACCCCGACUCAGGUGAUAAUUCUGCGGUUCCUGACCUUCCUCAGCUGUGCGUUCCUUGUCCUGAUGGCCUCGUAUGGGUCAGGUGACCCCUUCUCACUCAAAGGCACGGCCCCUGCUCCUAUGGAAUCUGGCCCCACUGCCAUCAGGAAUGGGACUGAAGCGAGCCCAGCAGCGGCCUCGGAGAAUCGCACUCUCCUGGGAGUUGCAGGCUGGUGGGAGCUGCUCCACCUGCUGCCGGAGCAAACGGUGAAGAACUUGAGUGUCGCUUGGACCUACGGGAGGAACCAUCAGAUUGCGGUCGUCAUCCUCGGGCUGGUCACCUGCCUGUUAGCCAUGCUCCUGGCCGGACGGAUCAGGCUGCGGAGAAUCGAUGCCUUCGCCUCGGUCCUGUGGCUCCUGGUGAUGGGUUUGCACUUGGCUGAAAAGUACCUGAAGGCGGACACACCCAGCUGGCUGGACACGGCCAAAUUCGGCACCACAUCCCUGUGCUGCCUGGUGGGCUUUACCGCAGCAGUGGCCACGCGAAAGUCAACGGGCCAACGGAGAUACCGGCCCCGAAGGUUUCUUUCCGGGGAUUCGGUUGCUUUGUUCCCCAAUGGCUCUGGGAUUGGUUUCCCUUGUUCCGCUGCCUCGCCGUCUGUUUUUAUCCCAACGCCCCCCAGCAUCCUCCAGCUGACGAAUCAGCAGUUCUUCAGAUCCCCACGCAGGGCUUCCUCUUCCUCGCUCCCUGGACGUCUGAACAGGGCCCUCUCGCUGGGCACCAUCCCUUCCCUAGCCAGGACAGAUUCUGGCUACUUGUUCAGUGGAAGCCGCCCGGCGUCCCAGGGAUCUCAGUCCAAGGAGUCGCCUGCAUCAGAGUACUACUCCCUGCUGUCUGGAAGCUGCGCCCCAUCCCCCAUCCCAUCUCCAGCACCUUCGGUGGCUGGGUCCGUCACCUCCAGCUCAGGCUCCUUGCGUUACCGCCGGCCCCUCAUCAGUCCUGCACGCCUGAACCUGAAAGGGCAGAAGCUGCUGCUUUUUCCAUCCCAGAGUGAUGCCCUGCACACGCCGACCAGCUUGGAUGAGCCCACCCACCCCGACAGCAACGUCUUCGCUGCUGAGCUGACCCCGUUUCCGAAAAAGAACCUCAACGAGCGGGGAAUGCAUGAUAUGAGGUCAGUCGUGGAAAGAGGGAGUAUUUGCAGUAAUAAUUCCAUCAAAAAAGAGGAUAAUUCGUCACAUUCAUCCACUUGUGUGGUGGACACGACCACCAAAGGAGAAGACCUAGCAAGCUGGAGAGGUCAUUUUGGUAACUCCGUUAUCCGAGGUCUCCUUGCCAUGAGCCUGACAGCCAAUGCGAUCUUCACCUCAGCCUACCUCUACCAGAGCCUGCGCUGACCUGCACCGCCCCGGCUCUCUCUGGCACCAC
Molecule: messenger RNA, 2050 nt
Organism: Emys orbicularis (European pond turtle)
Lineage: Eukaryota; Metazoa; Chordata; Testudines; Emydidae
Gene: TMEM201
Product: transmembrane protein 201
Exons: 11
Coding region: 1-2019 (672 amino acids)
Biological process (GO): nuclear migration along microtubule
Cellular component (GO): nuclear inner membrane
Molecular function (GO): actin filament binding; lamin binding
Source: RefSeq, a predicted model, not a curated record